Messenger RNA from Erigeron canadensis, 1474 nucleotides. RefSeq lists its product as uncharacterized. The record is from RefSeq and is a predicted model, not a curated record. The coding region runs from base 4 to 729 and encodes 241 amino acids. The transcript is spliced from 11 exons. Lineage: Eukaryota; Viridiplantae; Streptophyta; Magnoliopsida; Asterales; Asteraceae.
UACAUGAGUACAGACUAUAUAAUGUCUGACAAGAAGGGAAGUGUUAUUCACUGCUAUGCAAAAAGCUUCAUUGCACAUCGCUUCCAGAAGAUUCUUGAGGAAGGCUGUUUGUAUUCAGUUAAGGGUUUUGCUGUUGUUCCCAAUCCUGAAAAAUGUAGGGUUCUCAAGGACAGUGAUUACAUGCUUGAGUUGCAGGGGUCGACUGUUGUGCGAAAGGCGACUGAUGAAAUUGAAAAGUUCAAUCGAUACCCUUUCCAGCUGGUUCCUUUUGAGCAGCUCACCCCGACCGAUAACAAGCACUUUGUUGAUGUCAUUGGUUAUGUGAUGAUUGUUGGUGCCCCAUCUAAGAAAUCCACGGGUAAAAAGACAGUGGAGUUCAACUUGACAAACGAGCGGGGCUAUCAGCUAAGGGUUACACUUUGGGAGGACUUUGGCGAUGAAAGGGUUAAAAGGAAGAGCAAACAUCCUGGUCCUUAUACCAUACUUUUGACUGGCAUGAUUGCCAAGGAGUAUUUAGGUAAUCUCUGCCUCUCAAACUCAUCUGCAACCUUGCUGAUUGAUAACGAUGAAAUUCCUGCAAUCAAGACCUUCAAAGAUGCAAUAAGUGUUGUUGACGUAAUUGAUACCGGGCUACCAGUGCUGCAAGUUCGUCCUACUCUAGACACCCUAAAGCAGCUGCUGGAAUGGGGUAGAGAAAAACGCAAACGCGAGGAAGGGUGUCACUCCUAACCAAAAGGGAUCAUUUUGGUGUGAGUCAUGUAGCACCGAGGUUAGCUACCCACGUCCAAGGUAUAGAAUCCAAGCGGAUAUUACCGAUGGAACUGCUGAUGUUGUCAUCGUGCUAUUCGACGAGACAGCUGAGAAGUUAGUAGGCCGCCACCCAAUCACUCUUAGCUGAUGCUGAACAGGAUGAUUCUGGUGAUAGCUAUGUGAUGCCUCCUGUGUUACAACAACUUAUUGGGACGUCUCAUAUAUUUGAAAUCAAAAGCCACACAUAUUAUCAAGUUGCUGAUUAUGAGAGUUUUAACUGUUCUCAAGUUAUCGCUGAGCUUUCUAAACCAGAAGUCAACAAGGAGGAUAAGAAAUUAGUUUCAUCUGGUAAUGAGUCGGUGGGAUCUUCAUUAGCAAAGUCAAAUGUAACUCAAAACCCGGUUGAGAACAGUGAUGCCGAGGCUGCAACUGUGGUUAUGAAGUCCGAUGAAGGGGUUGGAAAUAAUCUUGAAAACGAGCUGGUUCGUGGGAAAAAAAGGGGUGGCAAGAAAGCUGUCAAGUGAGAGGAUGUCACCUGAGAGGCUAAGAUGAAAUGUCGCUGGUUUUAUCAUUACUAUGUUACCUGCUAUAUUGUGAACUUGCUUUGUUUUUCCUACGUUUGGAACCUUUUAAGUUUGAAUUGAAUUCUAGCAUGUUAGUGCAUACCUUUGCAUGCAUUAUGAAAGAAAUUUACCAUCUCUGUACGUGUUUUGGUUUGAUAUCA